CCGCCCAGCCGCGCCGGGCCCGCCGCCGCCGCCGCCGCGGGAUCGCCGCCCCUCCCCCAGGCCGGCCCCACGGCCCGCGGGGCGCGGACGCGCGUGGCGGCUGCUCGGUGGGACGGUCCGUGGAGCCGGCCCAGGAUGCUCUGGGGGUGUGGAUGACCAGCUGUCGAGCCGCUUCCCACGGCCCAGGUCCGGAUGCCGCCGCCCCACGAAGACCACUCCCCGAGGGCCACCGGUGGCUCCGUGCCCUAGCUUCCUGACACGGGGACCCCGCCCGUCCGGCCCCCACCUGGUGGCCCAGCGGCCGGGCAAGGCCAAGGCCAAGGCACGGGAGCAGCUCCCCGAGCCCGCCCAGCGCGCGAGACGGCGCAGGGACCUGGGGAGAAGGGCUUGGCGCCGGCGGGCAGCACCUUCGCCCAAAGGCUGGGCAAGAUGACCAGCCUGUUCCGCCGGAGCAGCAGCGGCGGUGGCGGUGGCGGUGGAGGAGGAGGCGGAGGCGGAGGCGGAGGCGGAGGUGGCAGCGGCGGGGGCGGCUCCGCUGGGGCGCGUGGGGCCGGGGGCAGCGCCGCGCCCACCUCCCAGGAGCUCAACAACAGCCGGCCCGCCCGCCAGGUGCGCCGCCUGGAGUUCAACCAGGCCAUGGACGACUUCAAGACCAUGUUCCCCAACAUGGACUACGACAUCAUCGAGUGCGUGCUGCGCGCCAACAGCGGCGCCGUGGACGCCACCAUCGACCAGCUGCUGCAGAUGAACCUGGAGGGCGGCCCCGGCGGCGGCGAUGAGGACAGCUCGGACUCGGAGGACAGCAUUCCCCCGGAGAUCUUGGAAAGGACUUUGGAACCUGACAGCUCCGACGAGGAGCCCCCGCCGGUGUACUCCCCGCCGGCUUACCACAUGCACAUGUUCGACAGGCCUUACCUCCUGGCCCCGCCCACCCCGCCUCCCCGCAUCGACGUGCUGGACUCCGCACCCGCUUCCGGCCAGAGGCGCUACCGGAACUGGAACCCGCCGCUGCUGGGCAACCUCCCCGAUGACUUUCUCCGCAUCCUGCCCCAGCAGCUGGACCGCGGGCAGGGCAACCCCAGGGGCUCCAAGCCCGUGAACAGAGAGGGCGGCCUGCCCCCCGCGGCCGGGCCUGGGACCGGGACCCGGGACCAGGAGAGCCGCUGGAAGCAGUACCUGGAGGAUGAGAGGAUCGCGCUCUUCCUGCAGAACGAGGAGUUCAUGAAGGAGCUGCAGCGCAACAGAGACUUCCUCCUGGCCCUGGAGAGAGAUCGAUUGAAAUACGAGUCCCAGAAAUCCAAGUCCAGCAGCGUGGCUGUGGGAAAUGACCUUGGCUUUCCCUCUCCUGCCCCAGGAACCAAUGAUGCCAACCACGCUGUGUCUGAAGAUGCCUUAUUCAGGGACAAGUUGAAGCACAUGGGCAAAUCCACCCGGAGGAAGCUGUUUGAACUGGCCAGGGCCUUCUCGGAGAAGACCAAGAUGCGGAAGUCAAAGAGGAAACACUUGUUGAAGCAUCAGUCGCUGGGGGCUGCUGCGUCCACAGCCAACCUCCUGGACGACGUGGAGGGCCACACCUGUGACGAAGACUUCCGGGGCCGGCGGCAGGAGGUGCCCAAGGUGGAGGAGGCCCUACGGGAAGGACAGUAAGAGCUUCUGCCCAAAACCAUCUCUCCAGGAGCCAGUGGUGAAGGACCCCGGGUGGAAAAGCCUUCUCCCAUCCUUCUCCUUCCCAGAUGACAGCAGUUCCUCCUCGCUGGAGAUGACCUGACCCGGUGGAGGCAGCCGGAGAGCAAUCCCGGCCCCCAGUUGGAGAGCCUCGCUGCAGCCGGACAGAUGGACAGAUGGACAGAUGGUGCUUGAGUACCAAGGCCCAGCGAUUCUCCAGCCACAGUCCAGCCGAGCCACUGCCACUUUCAAUGGGACUUAGAACUUCGGAGUUGCAUGCUGUGAUUGGAGGAAGGACCUGGAAGAGGGGGAGGGGGGAGGGCGGAGGGCGGUGAUUGGCCAACCAGGGCCCCUUUUGUAGCCUGGCUGUUCUAUGGGCAAUGAGUGGAAAUGCAGGAUCCAACCCCCUUCUUAAAAA
Pipistrellus kuhlii (Kuhl's pipistrelle) is the source of this 2083-nucleotide messenger RNA. RefSeq names its product CUE domain containing 1 (gene CUEDC1). The record is from RefSeq and is a predicted model, not a curated record. Lineage: Eukaryota; Metazoa; Chordata; Mammalia; Chiroptera; Vespertilionidae. Gene Ontology annotation, molecular function: ubiquitin binding. The transcript has 11 exons. Bases 430 to 1647 code for a protein of 405 amino acids.